AUGACAUCCCGCAAACUAUUCCUCCGCCACUUGAUGCCUCCGAGACCAUCUUUCCUGCGCUAUCAGUCAUUCACUGAAGAGCCAGACGAGUACGAGCGCUUCUUCCUCACAAAAUGGGAAGCGGCCCCUUAUUAUGUCAAGCCGACUCUCUGGAAUCGCUGGGGUCCAACAGCGUGGCUGACCUGGGCCCUUGGGAGACCUGUUCCUGGCGAUGAAGGUGAUAAGUAUUCCCCUGCUGGGUAUGUUAUUCCGGAUAUUGGGCCGAAGGAGCUUGAGGGUAGAGGAAGAAAGGAACUGGAAAAUUAUUUGGCUCAGAUGAAGGACUAUCGGACUGGGAAGUGUCCUUUCCAUUGA
Molecule: messenger RNA, 354 nt
Organism: Penicillium nucicola
Lineage: Eukaryota; Fungi; Ascomycota; Eurotiomycetes; Eurotiales; Aspergillaceae
Exons: 1
Coding region: 1-354 (117 amino acids)
Molecular function (GO): oxidoreductase activity
Source: RefSeq, a predicted model, not a curated record